AUGGAGUUGCGCCUCUUCUUUUUCUCCACUCCUCCUCCCUUUCGGACAUUUUCCUCAUCGGCUGAUGGCGAGUUCACGUCGGCCAUUUCGACGACGUACGAGCUUUGCAGGUGUGGCUUCACUUUCUCGUUUCGAGACGUCAAGAUUCCGAUUCUUUCCUUCGUGGUGCCUGUUGGAGUGUAUGGUGGCUUGAAUUCCGACGUUGAAGCGAUUGUAUUUGUUUCGGAGCGCAUCGAAGAGCGGGCGGUAGAGCAUCGCUCGAACAAGUCGAAGUUGGAGCAGAUCGACUCACGUGGAUUGCACUGA
Messenger RNA from Caenorhabditis remanei, 306 nucleotides. RefSeq lists its product as uncharacterized. NCBI's taxonomy places the organism in Eukaryota, Metazoa, Nematoda, Chromadorea, Rhabditida, Rhabditidae. The coding region runs from base 1 to 306 and encodes 101 amino acids. The transcript has a single exon. The record is from RefSeq and is a predicted model, not a curated record.